Molecule: messenger RNA, 1491 nt
Organism: Chrysochloris asiatica (Cape golden mole)
Lineage: Eukaryota; Metazoa; Chordata; Mammalia; Afrosoricida; Chrysochloridae
Gene: TRIM15
Product: tripartite motif containing 15
Exons: 7
Coding region: 1-1491 (496 amino acids)
Molecular function (GO): zinc ion binding; protein binding
Source: RefSeq, a predicted model, not a curated record
AUGUCCUCAACCUCCUCCCUGCAGACAGUCGGAGAGGGGGCCACUUGUCCUGCUUGUGCAGGACCUCUGAAGGAUGCAGUGACUGCUGUCUGUGAACACACCUUCUGCCUGUGCUGCCUCUCCCAGCCCUCCCAGAUGGGGGCUUCCCACUCCAGCAGGAUCCUGCUCUGCCCCCUCUGCCAACAGAAGGAGCAGCCAGAGAAACCAAUGGUCCCUUAUCCUCUUGGCCCUCUCGGGGAGACCUGCUGCGAGGAACAUGGUGAGAAGAUUUAUUUCUUCUGUGAGAAUGAUGCAGAGUUCCUCUGUGUGUUCUGCAGGGAGGGUCCCUCCCACCAGGCCCACAGAGUGGGCUUCCUGGAUGAAGCCAUUCAACCCUACCGGGAACGUCUCAUGAGUCGGUUGAAAACGCUGAACAAGGAGAGAGAUGAGGUUGAGUCCAUAAAGUGUCGGGAAGACCAGAAGCUCCAAGUGCUUCUGUCUCAGAUUGAAAGCAAAAAGCAUCAGGUGGAAGAGGCUUUUGAGUCGCUGCAACAGAAACUGGGAAAACAACAGCAACGUCUGCUGGCCGUGUUGAGGGAUUUGGAACAACAGAUCUGGAAGGAGCGGGAUGAGUAUAUCACAAAGGUCUCAGAGGAGGUGACUCGACUUGGAGCCCAAGUCAAGGAGCUGGAGGAAAAAUGUCAGCAAUCAGCAAAUGAGCUCUUGAAAGAUGUCAGAUUCAACCAGAGCAGGUAUGAGAGUAAGACUUUUGUGAGUCCGGAGUCCAUUUCUUCCGACCUUGUCUACAAGAUUCGCAGUAUCCACCAGAAAACACUCCCUCUCCCAGAGAUGAUGAGAAAGUUCUCAGAAAGCUUGGUGCUUCACCUGGAAACAGAUUCAGGGGGCGUCACCCUGGACCCUCAGACCGCCAGCAGGAAUCUGGUCCUCUCUGAGGACAGGAAGGCAGUGAGGUACACCAGGCAGACGCAGAACCUGCCCGACAGCCCCCUGCGCUUCGAGGGGCUCCCGGUGGUGCUGGGUUCCCAGGGAUUCUCCUCGGGUCGCCACCUCUGGCAGGUGGAGGUGCAGCUGGGGGAAGGCGGCAGCUGCACCGUGGGGGUGGCUCAGGAGGCAGUGAGGAGGAAGGGGGACAUGGGCCUGAGCACCGAGGAGGGUGUCUGGACCGUGAUCCUUUCGCACCAGCAGUGCUGGGCCAGCACCUCCCCAGGCACCGAGCUGACUCUAGAUGCCAUCCCGCGCCGCGUGGGCGUGUCUCUGGACUACGAGGCUGGCCUGGUGACCCUCCUCAACGCCGACUCUCAGACACCUAUCUUCACUUUCACCACCUCUUUCUCUGGCAAAGUCUUUCCUUUCUUUGCCGUCUGGAAAACAGGUUCUAGCCUUACUUUGAAAGGGUCCAAUGGGUGGUAUAGCGGAGAAAGCAGUGCCCUGGAAUCCAGCUCUGCUCCUGGCCAGCUGUGUGACCUUGCGCGACUCAUUGUCCCCAAGUGA